UUGAAGGUGGACUUCUAUGAUGAUAGAAUCAAGCAAAAAGCCAUGAAGACAGCAUCUGGCCUUUCAGGGGUUGAAUCAGUUGCUGUGGAUACGAAAGACAAGAAAUUGAUUUUAUCUGGGGACAUUGAUCCUGUACGUGCAGUGUCCAAGCUAAGAAAGUGUUGUCACACAGAAAUAGUUUCAGUAGGACCUGCAAAAGAGGAAAAGGACCCAACAAAUGUACCUGUUCCUCUCGAGCUUUAUUAUCAUAUGACAACACCACAAUAUGGUCAAAAUUACUAUGUUAGAAGUGUAGAAGAGAAUCCCAAUGGUUGUGUCAUAUGCUAA
Gastrolobium bilobum is the source of this 327-nucleotide messenger RNA. Its product is annotated as heavy metal-associated isoprenylated plant protein 12-like. NCBI's taxonomy places the organism in Eukaryota, Viridiplantae, Streptophyta, Magnoliopsida, Fabales, Fabaceae. The transcript is spliced from 2 exons. The record is from RefSeq and is a predicted model, not a curated record. Gene Ontology annotation, molecular function: metal ion binding. The annotation marks the transcript as partial.